AUGGACGAUAGAUGGGUGCGUAGCAAACUAACACCGCCUACUUUUCUCGACGAAACCUUCUCUCCGUGUACCGUCAUUUAUCUGUCAUACGUCGCUCCUUCUGCACUUGGUCUCCUGCAGAGCAGUCGCGUGAAGUUUGAUACGAGAGAUGCAUGCAGGUCAGCAUCUGUGGAGUCUUGCGUUCCAGGCUUCCUAUUCCGAGAAGUUGGAAUGUCGGACGCGUCGAACUCCUUUUCAGCUUGGGAAACUCUGCCGGAGGACGAGCCUCCGCUGUGCAUCGCAGCUCCACUCCCAGAGUCACCUCCACGCCACUAUGAGGCGGUAAACCUUUGUGGAGGCUCAGGAGAUGACGACCAGGAAAGUGAUAAUUACACUCACUCGGAUUCAUGGUCUGACACUUGUCUUACAUGA
This is a messenger RNA of Necator americanus (New World hookworm), 411 nucleotides long. RefSeq lists its product as uncharacterized. NCBI's taxonomy places the organism in Eukaryota, Metazoa, Nematoda, Chromadorea, Rhabditida, Ancylostomatidae. The record is from RefSeq and is a predicted model, not a curated record. The transcript has 2 exons. The coding region runs from base 1 to 411 and encodes 136 amino acids.